AUGAAGAGAGAAAGGGAAGCCUUGUCCAGAGUCCCUAGUGCUCCAGGUUUCGUGCACUUAGUGUGCCUUCUUCUAAUCCACCCAGGUCUACUGGAAGGCGUCAAUAUCAGCAGCCCAGUUCUCCUCAUUCAUGGCACAGUUGGCAAACCUGCCCUGCUCUCGGUGAGGUACACCAGCACCAGCAGCGAUAAACCUGUGGUCAAAUGGCAGCUGAAGCGAGACAAGCCUACCACAGUGGUACAGUCCAUCGGCACCGAGAUCAUUGGCAACCUGCGCCCUGAUUACAAGGACCGGAUUAAAAUACUUGAGAAUGGCUCUCUGCUGAUCAGUCAACUGCAGCUGUCAGACGAGGGCACCUAUGAGGUGGAGAUCUCCAUCACAGAUGACACCUUUACCGGGGAGAAGAACAUUAACCUUACUGUGGACAUUCCAAUUUCAAAGCCUCAUGUUGUCCUUGCAUCAUCCACCGUGCUGGAGCUAAGUGAGUAUUUCACCCUGAACUGCUCCCACGAGAAUGGCACAAAGCCUACCUACACCUGGAUGAAGGACGGCAAGCCCCUCAGCAACGACUCACGGCUGCUUCUCUCCCACGAUCAGAAGGUGCUCACCAUCACAAAAGUCCUCAUGUCUGAUGAUGACAUUUACAGCUGUCUGGUAGAAAACCCCAUUAGUAGCGGGCGCAGCGUCCCGAUAAAGCUGACGGUGUAUAGAAGGAGCUCCCUCUACAUAAUCCUCUCCACUGGGGGCAUUUUCCUCCUCGUCACCUUGGUGACGGUCUGUGCCUGCUGGAAACCCUCCAAAAAAGACAAACAGAAGCUGGACAAGCAAAGCUCCUUCGAAUACAUGGAUCAGAACGAAGAGCAUUUAAAGCACGAAGUUGAGAUUGUCCCCCGCAGCGGAGAACAUGAACGCAGGAAUCCAGUCGCUCUCUACAUCUUAAAGGACAAAGAUUCUCCGGAGGCGGACGAGGAUUCCCCUCUGGAUGCCAGAACCGCAGCCGAGCAAGGACCGCCCAGCUACUCCAGCUCUCCUCCUGGCAGAUCCCCAGGUCCCCCUGUUCGAUCGGCUCGCCGAUAUCACCGCUCCCCAGCCCGAUCUCCAGCCUCCUCCAGAACACACAAAUCCCCGCCCAGGUCCCCAGGCUCUCCGGUGCGCUCCCGGAGCGCUACACGCAUGCUGCGGACUGCUGGCGUUCAUAUCAUCCGGGAGCAGGAGGAGGCCAACUCUGUCGAAAUCAAAGCCUGA
Emys orbicularis (European pond turtle) is the source of this 1245-nucleotide messenger RNA. RefSeq names its product hepatic and glial cell adhesion molecule (gene HEPACAM). The record is from RefSeq and is a predicted model, not a curated record. Bases 1 to 1245 code for a protein of 414 amino acids. NCBI's taxonomy places the organism in Eukaryota, Metazoa, Chordata, Testudines, Emydidae. The transcript is spliced from 7 exons.